This is a messenger RNA of Pseudovirgaria hyperparasitica, 2184 nucleotides long. RefSeq lists its product as uncharacterized. Lineage: Eukaryota; Fungi; Ascomycota; Dothideomycetes; Acrospermales; Acrospermaceae. The record is from RefSeq and is a predicted model, not a curated record. The coding region runs from base 1 to 2082 and encodes 693 amino acids. The transcript is spliced from 5 exons.
AUGCCUGCAGAUAGGCUCUUGUCGACCCUCCUCAGGUCACUUCAGACCUAUACCGACCAGCAAGACACACCACGACUUCUUUCCACCGCCGCACACCUCCUGGCCACUCUUUCGAACCCUCAUAACAUCUCUCUCCUCACCUCACAGCUCCUGACAGCCCCAGCUCUAUGGACGCACCCCACCGGUCUCGAGACCUGCCUCCGCAUCCUCUCCGUCUUCCACUCGGCAGCCGGCAUCCUAGUCCGACACCACAACAACAUCCAAACUGGCGAAACACCGACCUCGAUCCCAGGUCAGAUAUCGCAUUUAAGCCUUGACGACUGGGCGCGCGCAGUAGUGCGUGGUGCGGACGAGCGGAGUGCGCGAUGGAAGCAUCUACUUGUGCUCGGCGGACUCUUGAUAGGUCUGGGCAACGGAGACGAUUUUGAGAUUGCAAAGGGCAUUCGGGGAACGAUAGAGGGUGCCUUGGUGCGGGCUGUGAACCUAUCGUUGGUGGAGCGGGAUGAUUUCGGGGUCUUGACGGUUGCGUUGGUGACGAAUCAUGCGUUUCCGCUGAUAGGGGAUCUCGAGAGGGCGCAGUUGGAUUAUGAUAAACUACUACCAGUGUUGUUGGGCGCAGCAUUCUUCUCUAGUGAGGGUUACCAGUCGGCAUACUUCCUAGGCCCGAUCGAUCCGGACGUCGUUGAGGUGCCCAAUGCAAGGAGAUUCAAUUGGCUGGCUUCUUCCCCGUCUUUCGUCCAAAUCGAAAAGACAUUGUCCCGACCCCUGGUUUCGGCCAUGGGACCAUUAUCACGAUUGAUAGCUCAUGCUGUCGAAAAUGUCCACAACCCAUGGCUUGUUCAGACUCUGAUGGAAGACUUUGUUAGAUUCUCCCAAAUAUUGUUAAAGCAGUGGAGAAACACCAAGCUUUCACAGAUUGAUACUUCCGAAGAAGCUGCAUUCUUGCAUGAGGAUGCUUUAAAGUCCACCAUCCCACAGUUGUGGAAGCUACUUCGGUCGUCUCUUUUCGCUACGACGAUCGUGCUCAGAAGCGUACUCGGCAGAAUACUAGGUGAUGGUCAUUUAGCUUCAGACUCGGUCGCCCCUGUCCUGGCAACACAAACCCUCCACAUUCUCCGUAACUUGUACUUUGUCUCCUCACGCCUCGGCGCUAAUUCCUUCUCGCAAUAUACAUUCACCUACCUUACGGCCAUGGACAUCCUCGCCCAGUACCCCCACGUGGCAGACUCCUUUACUAAAGAGAUCCGCCCCCUAGAACUCGGCCAGAUUCCCAAAAAUCCUCUUGACCGCACCCUCGACCUCUUCUUCCUCAACACCUCGGAGCACUUCACACUCAUCCUUCCUUCGCAAACAAACGAGGAGCUUCUGGUCGCAGCCGCAACACCUUAUCUGGCGGCCGGCGGGAACCGCAACCUUCUACCUAUCUUCGAAGCCGCACACAGCGUCAUGCUCGCUGUGCUAUCGGCCCCUCAGUCAGCGCAAAUCACGGCGAAACACCUCCCGUUCUACGUUGAUGCACUAUUCAAAGUCUUCCCUGAAUCCCUCUCACCCCGCCAAUUCCGUGUUGCCUUCAAAACGCUACUACGCGUCACAGCACCACCAAGUCCUCUAUCCGCAACACAGCCAGACCUACCCGCUAUCCUCCUAGAGCUCAUCCACGAACGCGCGCUCCACGCACCCACACAGCCCCUGCCCGACGACAUCGCAUCGCCCACGCCCGAACGUGCAGACGAAGGGAACGCCAUGCCCCCUCUCUCCGAACAAUCAAUCUUGAUAAUGACACUCCUGGACAGUCUCCCGUUCCUGCCCAUCCCUCUUCUCGAGGAGUGGCUCCCUCUCUGCGCCGACCUCGUCAACACAGUUGGCGACAAAGCUAUGCGGGACGUCUGUCGGAACAGGUUCUGGGAAGUCUUGAUUAGCGGCGAGAUGGAUCCUGAGCGCAGCCAGACUUGUGUUGCGUGGUGGGGCACGAUGGGCGGAAGGGAGAGGCUUUUGUAUGGGGAUCGUGGUGGGGAGGAGAACGGGCCGUUUAUGAGUGGUGCGUUGCAGGAUGGGCCUGGGUCGAGGGAGAGUAAGCUUUGAUGGGGAUGGUGUUCUUGAUGUGCAUCGUCUGUCUGGGCUGGAGAGUGGUCUAGGAAUGCUUGGAUAUGUGCGUAGGAUUGGCACAGCGGCUUCGAACGGACG